This is a messenger RNA of Lichtheimia ornata, 1206 nucleotides long. RefSeq lists its product as uncharacterized. The coding region runs from base 1 to 1206 and encodes 401 amino acids. The record is from RefSeq and is a predicted model, not a curated record. Gene Ontology annotation, molecular function: phosphatidylinositol binding; ubiquitin binding. Gene Ontology annotation, biological process: endocytosis; actin filament organization; actin cortical patch localization. NCBI's taxonomy places the organism in Eukaryota, Fungi, Mucoromycota, Mucoromycetes, Mucorales, Lichtheimiaceae. The transcript is spliced from 6 exons. Gene Ontology annotation, cellular component: actin cortical patch.
AUGGGUAUUUUCACCGAGGAAGUACAAAAGACUUCCAUCACCCUCUACAUUGAGCGAUUAUCCAACUAUGAGGAGAUCGAUUGGUACAUAGUCCAGCAGCUGACAGAAUCGAUCCAGAUGCAGGAAUCUGGUCCUCAUGAAGCUAUCGAGGCUGUUCGUAAGCGGCUCAAGCAUGGUACAACUGGUCAAAAGUUGAGAGUGAUCGAGGUCCUCAAGCUACUAUUGGAAAACAGCAAUGAAAAGUUUCGUCGGCAGUUGCUGGCAAACGACAAGAUGAAGGAACGCCUUGAUCUUAUUGUCAAUUCGUCGGUUGAGGAUAUCAAGGUGCGCAAGGCCACGCUUAGUAUGCUCGGAGCUGUUGCCGUCAAGUUCAAGAAUGAGCCAGGCAUGUUUGCACUUGGCGAGUUAUAUGAAAAGGGUCGCAAUAGGUUACCAGGAAAAGCAUCAGCUUCAACAUCGAGAUCUUCACCUCCAAAUGGUUCACCACGCCUUGGUUCAUCAUCCCCAACAACAACAGUGACCCCCACUACUACAGUCGAGCCUCCAAUGCCUCCAAGACCACAAAAACGACAAUCCCUCCCUCCUGCAGCACGUAAAUCUGAAGCUGUCAAAACAAAGCCACGAAGCAGCAGCACAGCUGGUAGUCGACCUUUUGCCAGUGGCAGUCAACGCACCUUCAAUUUGGAAAAGGAGAAGCCCAAGAUCAUUAAUGAAGUUGCAUUGGCUAACCAGAACGCCAAUAACCUUGUCAAUGCACUCAGAUUUAUCAACACAACGGAGGAUCGAUGGGAGAUUGAUUUACAACAUGAUGCACGUUUGCAGGGUUAUCGUCAGCGUUGUGAGGAAUCCAAAAAGAAGAUUGUACGAUAUGCACGUUUAGUGGAAGACGAAGAAUGGAUUGGCACCUUGUUGGCAACCAAUGAAGAAUUACUCAAGGCGAUGCAAAUGUACGAGCUCAUGUCGGUUGGCGAAGUGCCUUUAGAUUUGCCUUCUCCUACAUCACCUAUCGAAGGUACAACAUCCCCUACGACCACUCGUUCGCCACCUCCUCCACCUGUUCGUUCACAAGAUUUAGCACGUGACCUGGCUGAUCUGCAAUUGACUCAAAAUGAAAGCAACGUCACUGAUGAAGAUGCCAACAACCCCUUUGCUGAUCCUGUCACGCCAGUUGAAGACAUUCCAGCAGAGAAGAGACGACUGGGGUAA